AUGACAGAGAAAUUUGAGGUUCUUGAGAAUUUUAACAACAAUAACAAUAAUAUAGAAAGUUUAAAAGAAUUAUCUGAAGGUCCCACCUAUAGCUUUGAUAAUGAAUGUAACCAUUUAAUUUGAAUAGAUUAUCCAUGUGGACUCUUUAAAAAAAAUUCUUUUUCAUAAGAUGAUGAUGGUAUCGAUAUUAUUAUAAAAUUAGGUUUGGAUAAUCAAGUUGUUGAAUUCAAAGAUGUUUAAAUUGAUGGUGAGGUGUACAACUUUGAUUAUAAUUAGGAAAAUCAUUCUGUUAAACAAAAAAAAAAAAAACAUAAAGGAAACGUAAUUGAUUAAAAAAUUUUCUUAGUCUUAAAUUGUAGUUAAAAUUCCUGGGGAAACAAAGAACCUUUCAAAAUGUUUUGCUCGACAACUUUAGUAAUUUAUAAAAAAUACAAUCAAAAAUUCUGAUGAUUCUGAACUUAAAAAAACAUUAGAAAAUAAUGUAAUCAAAAAAUUCCUUGAAGAAAACCCAGAAGAAAUUGGAAAAGCAAAACUUUUAAUAUUUAUGAAUACUAGUAUAGGAUAAAUAUUUUGUAAAGAGUUCUUUGGAAAUUGUUAAUGGAACUAUAGAUUAAUAAAAGAGAGUAAGAUAAAUAUUGAACUUUGUUUCAGAUAUAAUAUAUCUUAUUAUUAAGAAGUAAUCAAGAAAAUAUAGAAAAUAGAUUAAAAUUGA
Messenger RNA from Paramecium sonneborni, 712 nucleotides. NCBI's taxonomy places the organism in Eukaryota, Ciliophora, Oligohymenophorea, Peniculida, Parameciidae. The record is from the annotation of a GenBank genome assembly.